CUACGAAGCAGCUUCUGCCUGUGUGAGGAUGCAUUUUAUGUUACUUGAGGACACCGUGUGUAGUACAUCACAGGUAUGUUAUUUACUCAGUUGGGAAUGCAUCGGACGUUCGGACGUGAAAUACCCAUGAAUCUAGCCGGAUCGCUUCUCUACCACAGGCUGUCGCUCGGCAUAGCUAGGCCAGCAGGGGCACGCACAAGUCGGCGGACAUCUCUCAGCAGAAGCACACGAGUUGGCCGAACAGGCCUAGCGUUAGUUCAUUUAGGCAUACAACUUCCGCUAGCGGAAUAUAAAUUUUGGAACUGUAUUGCUCAUCAGCAGGCGCAGCCUUCUGGUAUUGCUUGGGAAUUCCACUGAAGUCCUCUGUAUUAUUUUUCAACAUCUCACAUGUCUAUAAAGACUACUAACAGCCUAACUACUGCCUCAACUUGGAUGUUGAUAUGGAAAAGCCAGUACUUUCCUUAAGUUCUUACAUCUUGGUGUGUUUGUAGAAGACACAAGCCCUCCUUGGGGUGGUAUAGAUAGAGAGAGAGAAAAGGAGGAGAGGUAGGUGGAUAUUAUAGAUGACUGAGUUUUCCUGCCAUUCUUGGAAAUGCAUGGGCACAAGAGAUUGAAGGAGGACUUGGAGUCUGUUGUGGGAAAGGAGGAGUUGAAUGAAUCCUCAGAAGGAAAAGAGGAUGCUAUUGCUACAACUUUUCAACCGGCCACCAGGCGUGAAAUCUUGCAAUGCAUCAUGGAAAGUUACAAAUUCCAGGUUGCUGUGAUAACUCUUGUCAUUUUUGACUCCCUCUUGGUGAUAUCAGAGCUCCUAAUUGACCUAGAGAUCAUAGUGAUCCUCAAGUCUGACUCUUUUCUUGUGCCUGACAUCAUCCACUACACCAGUCUCACCAUCCUCUCUCUCUUCCUUGUGGAGAUUGCACUAAAGAUGUAUGUCUAUCAACUGGCAUUUUUCACCCUCAAGUUGGAGGUUUUUGAUGCUAUAGUGGUGAUAGUGUCAUACAUCCUUGACAUCAUCUUUCGUCAUCAACAUGAUUCCACUGAUGGCAUUGGUCUUCUAAUCAUGCUAAGGCUCUGGCGUGUUGCUAGAGUGCUCAAUGGUAUUGUAUUAUCUGUGAAGAAAGAAUCAGAGCACCGGUUUGUCAAGGAGCGAGAGCAUCGUCGGGCUAUUGAGGAGGAGCUAAGAAAGUACCGGGAAGUGUGUGCAGCCCAGGAAGGGGAGAUAGAGGCAUUAAGGCAAUGUUUGGAGAAGCACAACAUCCCAGGAAUAGAAGUCCCUUGCUCAAGGAAGAAGAAUGGCAUGAUGAUGGAUGUUGUGGCUGAGGUGAAUCAAAGCAAUGAGACUCAAAAGAGAUGGGGUGGUAAUAGGGAAGGACUUGGGGGAAGUAAGGAGAAAUCUGGCCAUCCCCUAGAUGGGAUGGCCCACGAGAUUCAACUUCAGCUGGAUAUCCCACAGGUUUUGCCUCACUCUGAUCUUCCUGUCUUGGCAUUAGCAACUGUCAUUGAUCCCUACACAGACUUUCAGGAGACAGGAAAUGUAAGGAAGAUGGAAGGUUUCUUCUUGAGUGGAGGCCAAGAUGAACCCAAUAUGGGACAAAGCAAAAAUGUGAAAAAUACAGGCCCACCAAUGAAUGGACAGCCCGAUGUUAUAGCGGCAGCCGUGAGAACGCACCAGGACACCCCAGGAAGUGCAAACACUUCUAUGGGAAGGCCCAAGCCACAAAGACGCCAGUCACUGCCAGAAAAUGAGGUCAUUGUUUACCCAGAGCUCCACCUGUAUCCAUCUGACAGAAUUCUGGUGACAAGUGAACGUAGGUCUUAUGUGGGGAAGCAGCAACGAUUUGGACAAACAUUUCGCCGUCCCCGUCGCCAUCAAGUAUCAAGUUCUUCCUUAUCCAGCGUGGAUGUUUUAGAACUGCCCCAAACCAAUGGAAGCCUAUCUGAAAGUUUUGAGACUCAAUCUGAUAUAAGUGGAUAUGAGGAAGAAAUUGCUCAAAUCAAACAUCUGGCUGAUGAGCUAAACAUCCCUCUGUCUCCUGCUUCAAUCUCUGGGCCAGAGGAGGAGAUCCGGCAUCUUACGAAGCAGUUGCAAUUGAUUAAGGAUGAAAGAGACCGCCUCCAGAAGGAAUUGACCCAGACAGGUAAUUCUCCAGAGUUCCUCAAGGCACUGAAGGACAAAGCUGCUGUAGAAGGACGGUUAGAGGUCAUCAUGCGGGAGUUGGAUUCAGUAUCUUCAGAACGGGCAAACCUUCAUGCACGCCUAUUGGACACAAAAUGGGAGCUUGAAUCUGCUCAAGGGUCUUUAGCAAAGAUCAAGUUGGGUAGAGGAGAAGAGCAAAAGGAAUUGAAUGCAUCAUUCAUGCGUGAACGGGAGGCAAGGGAAAAAUUAGCAGCAAUCCAAUCAGCAUUAGACUCAAAGGAGGCAGAACUGGAGCACUGGCAUCUUCAGUAUUAUGAGAAGGAGAAGCAGAUUGAGGAGAUGGCAACAGCUAAUCGUGCCUUGCGAGAUGAGCGUGAUGCCAAAGAAGCAACAAUUAGGAAUCUGAAGGAAAAGCUGAUGCAGAUGCGCUGUCAGUGGCAGUCAGCUGUCCAGGAGCAGUCUGAUGUAAAAAAUGAUCUCAAGCGUCUCAGGUCAGAGUUGGAGUCAUCAGAGAAGACGCAAGCAUGGUAUGCAGAGAAGCUGGAAGAGUUGCAGGGCAAUCGAUCACGAGUGCAGUAUGAGGCACUCCGGCAACAGUCGUGUGCCCUGGCUCAUGCCACUGAGGUUGAACAAAUGCGGUCUCAGUUAAAGCGACUGGAGUUGGAGCUUCAGGAGACCAAGGAGAGGGGGAUUCAAGAGAAAGAAGCGGUGAUGCGGGAGCUGGAGGAGAUCCAGGCAGAAAUGUGUGAGCGCGAGCACCUACUUGAGAUCCUCACCAAUCGUAGCUCUGUUGAUGAUGAAGUCAAGAAUCGCCUCAGGCAGCUGGAGGAGGAACGGGUGCACAAGUCCAUCCUUGAUCAAAAGGUGAGAGAGUUAGAGGGAUCAUUAAAAUUGAUCCAAAAGACUGUGGCAGUCCGGGAGGAGCAGCUUUUAUCAUCUGAAUCAACAAAGACUGCCCAGGCCCAGCGCAUCUGUGACUUGGAAGAGGAGACUUCUGUUCAGCUCCUCAACCUGGACACAAUGAGAAAAGAAAUGGAGAAGGUGAGGCUAGAGAAUCGACAGAAUGCAGAGCUUGCUUCAUCUCGAAACCUUGCACUUCAGGAUGCCCUUGCAGCACAAUCAAAACUUGAGCUUGCUCUGAUGGAGUCCCAGCAAGAAUAUCAGGACCUUGAGAUUUCAUUAAAGAUCACAAAAGAACAACUGUCAAGCAAGGAUACCCUCAUAAGAGACUUAGAGAGUCAACUGGCCUUGAGAGUAGCAAAUAUUGCAGAAUUGGAGCAUGCAAAUGAACAAGGAAAGGAUGAUCUUCGUUGCUGUAAAGGACGACAACAUGAAUUGCAGGAUCUGAUGCGGUUGCUGGAGCAGCGCAUACAUGACCGAGAUGUUACCAUUAAACAAUUGAGAACAGAGCUUUCCAACAUAGAAGAUGAACUUAGGCAUGCUCAUGAGCAAUUGGAGGCCCUCAAUGAGGUCAAGGCUAAGUCAGUCCUUGAUCAGGAAAAGUUGAAGGAUCAGGAUCGUGCCAUUGAGCGACUGUCCACCGAGUUGCAGGCUGUAAAGAAAAGCCCAGGAAUGGCACAGGUGAAGACCCGCUAUGAUGAUGACAUUGCAGCACUCAAGACAUCUCAUGACCUCCUCAAGGCCAAAUACAAGAUCUUACGUGAACGCAUGAGCUCUGCUUCCCCAACAGUGCAUUCUGCACCAGCAUCACCCAUCCCACCAGUGAUGUGUGUGGUUGGUGUGCAAACAGAGGUGAGGGAUGAAACCUACCUCCGAUAUGAGACCCAUGUUCGCUUCCUGGUGCGGAAGAUUGGGGAACACCUGCGUGCAAGGAAGAGAGCUGAACAGGAGUUGAAGGAAGAGAGGCUUAAGAUGGAUGAAGAACGAAGGGCCAUUCUUGAUGAUUUCAAGCUUGAUGACAAACAGUUAGCUCUUGAGGUGGAGACCCUCAGGGCCAAGCUCAGAGCCAUGGAAGAGAGCCAGGAGAAUGCCAAGGUCCAUGCCCAGAACCUAGAGGCUCAAGUUGAAAAACUGAGCAAGAGAAAUUCUGAUGCUUUGGAGAGGCAGGAUUGUGAUGCAACUGACCAAUCUGAAAGUGUUAUAAAAGAGCUCCAUGCUGCCCUCACCAAGGAGCAAGAGGCUUCAAGGGCCCUGAAGAGACAGGUGUUUGUGGAGAAACGGGAAAUCUCUCGCCUGAGGACAGAAAUUGGAUCAUUAAAACUGGGCUUAGAGACAGCCAACAAACAACUGGAUGUGCAGGCCAAGCAGCUGCAACAGCAAGAACUUCAGUUAAAGGAUGCAGAGGAUAAGAAAUCCUGGGCUGAGCUGGAAUUGGAACGGGAGAAGGGGAUUGAACAGGAACUGCAAAGGGAACUUGAGUCACAUAAACACCAGCUUCAGCAGGCCUUGCUCAAGGAUCCUCUCCUUGCUGACCAGAUCAGGACGCUGAGCCACACUGCACAUGAGCGAGCACAGGAAUUGGCAGCAUUGAAGGAAAGCUGGAAGCUUGUUGAGGAGAGGCAUCAAGAGGAGAAGGCUGCCUUGGAGAAGAUAGUGUUGGAGCUCCGCUCUGCCAAGCAGACCAUGGAUGCAGAACGACUGGAAUUUAUGACUGACAAUUCCACUCUCUCACAACAGAUCCAGGAACUCCAGAAUGCCCUUGCCUGUGCUCUUCGCCAAAAUCAGGAGUAUGAGGGAGUGCUGGGGAGUUUACCAGAACCACGUCCAAUGGAUGAGGAGUCAAUCCAGGCAGUGCUAGAUCGAGUAAAAGGGCUGAAAAGAGGCGGAGGGGGAUCAAAACCCCUUCAGCAGCUCCAAGCCUGCCUUCUCCACCUGCGUCAGGAACGAGAUGCCUUACUGCAGCACACUCACCUAUGAGAUCCCUUUACCCCUCGUUUGCCAAUGUUUUCAGCUUCAUCUUUUGCACUUCUAAGUUGGUUUUCUUUUUGGUUCUUCAGAAUCUGUCUGAUCACCUUUUCCUGAUUCACAUUCCCGGUCUGCAUGUUACCAAUUUAUGUUAAGACAUAUUUUAUUGUUUCUUGAUUCCUACUUUUUAUGAUAGUCAUUCAUGUAAGGGAAUGGUUUACCUUUGAAAUUCAGUCCUGCUUGGAAUCCUUUCAUUAUUUUGAAUGUUUUCUAGGAUUAUCAAGGUUGAAAAAUGCCAUCCACAAAUGGCAUAUAUCCCUAGUCCUGCAGUUGUGAUUGAUGUGAAGAAUAUUUUGAAUUAUUCCAUAAGUGCAUGCACAGAAGCUCACCUUGCACAUUGUGGCUGGUUUUGGUAUAUGCUUCUUGGCUCAAUGGUUUUUCUUGAAUGUUUGUAGCCAAGAAUCAUUGCACAUCUCACUCUUUCUCCAUCUACACUACAUUAAAAGUGACCUUAGUUAAUGUAGGUUCCUCAGCUAAGGGAGUAAAAACUAGUACAAAUGCAACCACAUCUGUUGAUCGGUAUUAGAUGAAGGACCCAUGGAUCCCAUUUUUUGACAUUGGUGGAACUUCCAGUACUGAAACUUGCUGGUAGUAUAGAAGCAAGAUUGUUUUAAGUCCACCACAGCACUCAAUGUUAAGCAUGGAAAUGGUUGAAUGAAAAAUGGGGCUCAGGAAAACUAAUGGCAAACAGCAGUUUACAUUUUCAAAGAUAUCUUGUAAAUUUUAAGUUACAUCAUAUUCAAAUGCAUUGUAGAAGAGCCCUAAAUGCAUUUCUUCCAUUGAGGUCUGUCAGUCUCUGCAUUACCUAACAAAGAAAAUGUACAAGGGUUUAUCAGAAAGUAAGGUUACAAGUAGCAACUGGCCGCAGCAAUUAUUGUAACUUUACUUCCUGAUCAGCCCAUGUGUAUAUGAUUAAAUUAUUGCCUUGUCAUCAGUAAGAAGCAGGGCUUCCAGAGGUUUCCAGGAACCUGGGGCAAAACUAAACCAGAGACCCUUGGCCUUGAGGCCCUUUGGGACCCUCCUUUGGGACCCCUUGAUAUGCAGGACCUGGGGCAGAUUGCCCCCUUUUGCCCCACCCCUCUGGGCGGCCCUGGUAAGAAGAGAACUGAUGCUAGAUCAUGCAUCGCUUUAAAGUCCAUGUCUGCCACCAUGUUGAAGGAUAGAGAAUCAGUGAAGUUUCUCUUGAGCAGAGAAACUGCACCAAUAAAAGUGCAAAUGGAGGUCCAUUGGUGGUAGAUUGGUGAAUUGCUGAGGUCAUGCCCAGAGGCAUGAUCUUGACUUUUGCCAUAUUCUACUUGAGUGGAGAUGGGGAUUAUGUAAAAUCUAUGCACUUUUUUCUCAUUUAUUGCAUCAAUAUGCCAAAAUGUCAAAAUCCUGAUUUCCUGGUGCAAGGUUGAAAACCAAAGGGUGCAAAAUUCAUCAUCCUGUGCCAAGUCAGAACCUUUUACUGCUCACUCUUUUGGGGGCCCAGUGGUGUUUGUGAUCCUGAAAUAAAAUUAUUUUAUCUUGA
Messenger RNA from Darwinula stevensoni, 6572 nucleotides. The record is from the annotation of a GenBank genome assembly. Lineage: Eukaryota; Metazoa; Arthropoda; Ostracoda; Podocopida; Darwinulidae.